AUGCUCCUCUGCAGGGCCCACCCCACCCUUCUCCCUCUGAACCUGCUUGAAUGGACUCUGCUGGGGCUCUCUUCAGCCAACAGCUGUAUGAGGGGCCCCCAUUCUCCAGCCCCACUGUGGGGCUGCCUGCGGAGCCCCCAUUCUGAGGUCAGCGGGCCAAUGGCACUGCCCCAUUACCCUCCUGCUCCAUUCUCCUUCCAUCAGAAACCAGACUUCCCGACGUACCCAGACUUCUCUGCCUCGUGCCUGGCCGCUGCACCCCAUAGCCUGCCCCGAGAAGAAAGGCUCCUUACUGACCAGCACCCUGCCUUUCCACAGCCCCCUGACUGGCACUUCCCUGGCUCUGAGGCCCGGAGAAGACUCACCCCAGGCCCAACCUUGAGUUCUGGGGAGGUGGGUGAAAGCAGCCCUGGCCUCAUGGAUGCUGUAGGGAGCCUAGGGGAGGACUAUGGGGUCCCCGGGACCACUGCCAAUGAGACUGAGAAAAAAUCAGCGAAAAGGAAAAAGGAGAACUCAGAAAACCAGGACUGCAGAGGGAAGCCAGAAACCAGCAGCAAAGCUCGCAAGGAGCGGACAGCCUUCACCAAGGAACAGCUGAGGGAACUAGAGGCAGAAUUUGCCCAUCACAACUACCUGACAAGACUCAGGAGAUAUGAGAUUGCUGUGAACCUGGACCUCACUGAGCGCCAGGUCAAAGUGUGGUUCCAAAAUCGAAGGAUGAAAUGGAAGCGGGUGAAAGGGGGGCAGCCUGUAUCCCCCCAGGAGCAAGAUACUGAAGAUGUGGACUCUGCGGCCUCCCUAAGUUCAGAGUGAGACACUCCAGGAAGAGAGAAAUGGGACUUGGGCCUGUGAUCCUGAACAACUCUGCCUGCCCCACUCUACAGACUACACCCCUGACACCCUGAAGGACAUCCCCCAAACUCUUCUCCUCUCUGUGCCUCUUGGAAGGGAGACAAAUAAUUCAGUUCUUCUGGAACCUUGAAGCUCCAGAGGAAAAAGAUGUUCUGUUUGAUAUAAUUCACUGACCCUGUUUGCUUAAAAAAAAACUUAAUGCUGAUCCCAGCUCCCAUCCCUACCCAACCACAAAGCCAUUGGGUGCCUUUGUCAGGAAGCAGCCGCAAAAACUGGAGACCCAAAACCAAACUGAAUAGGCUUCCUCUCUUCAGCUAAGGUGGCCGUUCUGGGGGGUCUCCUGGAUCCCUGGCUGAUCCUCUACCCCAAUCCCCAAUCUCUCCUAUUCCCUUUCCCAGCCCUAUCAUGGAGCCAAUGCUCAGGUUUGUGCUUCAUGUGAGAGCUGUUGUCUCCAUCCAGUGGCACGUAUCAUGGACCUAUUGAUGACCUUCCAGAAUGAGAACAAACACAAGAAAAAGAUACCUAUUUCCCAGACCUCACCCCAACUAAUCUGUCCUUAGAGUUCAAGACUUUGGAUCCCCUCCUUUUUUGAUACUUUGAAAUCCUCCAGAAAACAAAUCUAAUAGAGGAUGCCAUGGGCACAAGUUUGCCAUGACUCUUGCUUUUCCCUGUGAUCUGAUAAAAUUUGCUUUACAAGUGUCUGGCCAUGUAGCUAACUGACCCAUUUCCUUGCUGGAAUAUCACCCUAUGGUCAAAGCCUUGGCCCUGGGAUAGUUGAGAGGGUUGAGGCAGCAUAUUAGAAUGUCAAAAUGUCUCUUUAGGAAUCCUAGAGUCGGAUCACAUGAGACUUGGUACAACCAAAUAAGCCUAUCACAUCUAGUUUAACUAUCACUAAUUCUGUUGAAGAAGAAAAGAGAAAAGGGAGAGAGAACCCCACAACAACUUCAUAUCUCUACAAAGUUGAUAAUCUACCAAGCUGGUGGUGUCAAUGGGCCUCCUCCAUAUCCCAUUCAGUGCAACACUGAGCUUGAAGCUGGUUUUAGUAACAGAGGACCAAGGUUCAAAUCGCACCUCUAACACUUAUCAUUUGUACCUAGUCAAUUCACUUCUAUCCAUGGUCUUCAUUUUCUUCAUCUAUAAAAUCAGGGGAUUGAACUAGGUGUUCUCUGACCCUUUGAAGUACAGAUCUAUGAUGUAGAGAUUUAGUCUUAAUUCAUAACAAAUAUCUGAAAAUGUCAGUGGCCUGGGAGUUGGGAUUUAAGUAUUGUAAAUGAGGAUCCCAAUAUAAGGAAAGUCAAUAGUAGGAUUGGGUGGCCUAUGAGAAAGGAACAUUGUCAGUGUUCCAUGUCAUAAUAGAGCUCCGACACUAAACAUUCCAAAUGAAAUUCCCCCUUUUGUGCUGACAGAGCCAUCUCCACUCUCUUUAAUUCAAUACAACAAACUUUUAUUUAGUACCUACUAUGUACAAGGCACUAUGCUAGGCACUGUGUUCCUAUACAUUGUUCAUAGUAGUAUAGUUCUCAUAAUUUGUACCUCCUUCUCAGUGGUGGCACAAUAAUGUUGAUGGGCAGGGAUGUACCUAGGGGAGCACUAGUUUAAAGACCAUCUAAUCCUGUUGCUAGGUGGUGAAGUGGAUAGAGUGCUGGGCCUGGAGUCAGCAAGACUUAUCUUCC
Vombatus ursinus (common wombat) is the source of this 2525-nucleotide messenger RNA. It is a transcript of the gene MEOX1, whose product is annotated as mesenchyme homeobox 1. Gene Ontology annotation, molecular function: DNA-binding transcription factor activity, RNA polymerase II-specific; RNA polymerase II cis-regulatory region sequence-specific DNA binding. The record is from RefSeq and is a predicted model, not a curated record. Gene Ontology annotation, biological process: positive regulation of transcription by RNA polymerase II. Gene Ontology annotation, cellular component: nucleus. The transcript is spliced from 4 exons. NCBI's taxonomy places the organism in Eukaryota, Metazoa, Chordata, Mammalia, Diprotodontia, Vombatidae. Bases 1 to 813 code for a protein of 270 amino acids.